Messenger RNA from Dromaius novaehollandiae (emu), 7150 nucleotides. RefSeq names its product retroelement silencing factor 1 (gene RESF1). NCBI's taxonomy places the organism in Eukaryota, Metazoa, Chordata, Aves, Casuariiformes, Dromaiidae. The record is from RefSeq and is a predicted model, not a curated record. Gene Ontology annotation, molecular function: histone methyltransferase binding. Gene Ontology annotation, cellular component: nucleus. Bases 272 to 6052 code for a protein of 1926 amino acids. The transcript is spliced from 5 exons.
CGCCCCGGGGCGGUGCUUGGCGGCCGCCCCGCUGCUCCCCGCCGCCGCUGCCGGCGGUAGCGGCAGUGCCGGUGUGCGCCAACGGCUGCUAACGGUCACCAACGGCCGGCGGCCCCACCUCUGCGGGCUGAGGAAUUAUCCAGUGUAAUAUUGGCAGUCUGAAAUCUUUAGCUUGGAUACAAAAGCCUGUGUUCUCACCUAAGAAUCAUACGUCACUAGUUUUGGUUUCUGAAGAAGAGUUUUGAACUGAAGAAAAAGAAAUCUAGAAAAGAUGGACUGGAAUGUAGGACCACUCCAGAAUACUGAUGCACAGAAUAACUUGCAAAGUCAAGAAGCAUGUUAUACUCAGGUGCUUUCUAAUGCACAUGCUUUUCCUCAAGCAAAUGCAUAUCCUUCUGACAAUGCAUGCAGUUAUACUGGAAAUAACCAAAUGAUAUUUCUGCCAACUAGCAAUAUAAAUGUUGCCUUCAUUCCUGUAAAUGCUGAAAGAUACAAAAAUUCAGACCAGGCCUUUUCAGGAGCAUCUGUAGCUGGCAAUGGCUUUGCUACCUCAGCAUAUUCACUUGAUCGGUGUCCACCUUCCCAGGUACCAUCAGCAACAAGACCUCCUAAUCAGGCAUCCCAUGUGCAGACACAGAUAACUCAGAAUCCUUGGCGAAACUCUAAGGCACAUGUUUAUUCCCGUAGGAAGUUAGCUCCCCUACUUUCUCGAAUGAACUCUGGAAAUAAUGCACAGAACAUACCUCGGGAACCCCAGAAUCAGUACGUCACCACAAAUGGUUAUACUGUGCGGCCGCAAGUAUCACAGCUUAAUUCUAUGAGACCUACUAUGUUGUAUCAAAGUAAUCGUGAAUGCAUUAAUGCUUCAAAGGCGGGGUGCCCACCACCAUGUAACAUGAAUGGCCCUGCUGCUUCUCAAGGCAUUCCAGUACUCAUCAAUCAGUCAUCCAGUCAGUAUGCUCAUUCCCAGAAUAAUUCUUUGUCCCUUGGUACAUCUGGACAACAUGUCCAAAACCAAAUAUAUUAUCCCAGUAAUCAGUUUCAAGUUUCACACUCACAGAGUCAAAAUACUACUGUAAAAGUACCAUUGCAGCAAUAUGUACCAAGUCAGAUGGGACUGGAAACUCGUAACGGAUGUUCUGCACCAUCUUUGUUGCCUGCCAGCUGUGAUUCAAGAGCUGCAGCACAAUCUUUGCUAGGUGUUCCACAGACAGUUCAAAAUGGGUCUAAUGGAUAUAGCCUAAACCAUCAGAAGCGCCCAUCGGAUCAAAAAAAUGCUUCUUGUUUUAACAGUGCUCAGCAAUACUGGCAGAAACAACAGUCUGGAGAAGUCAGUCAAUCAGUUAGAAAUGUCAGUAAUUUGAGUGGAAAUGUGACAGCAAACCAGCCUUUUAAUGAAAUGUCUACACCAUCUACUGGCAUUUCCAAAGAACUGUAUAAUAUUGUGCAAGAAAUAGCAAGUGUUCCUUCAGUGGCAGCUUCAAAGCCGCCAAAUGAUACUGCUUCAGUUCAAGAAAGCCAGACUGCUAAUCUAAUGAAUGUGCCUAUUAAUUCUCAAAUGCGUUCGUCAACAGAAGGUGGAACAAAAUUUACAAAGGAUGGACUAGCUUGGGAAGCUCAUAAACUGCUUUCUAUUAAAAAAAAAUGUCUCCUACUUGAAAGGCUGUUUCAUUAUAAAAAAAAGCUCUUAGCAGCUUCAGAACGUGACAAAAGUACUUCUGUGCUUACUCCGUGUUAUCAAAAUACUCCCCCUAAUUUUCUUCCCCACAUGCCCAAUCAAAAUGUAGCACCUUCCCUGUCUGAAACAGUGAGGACAGGGAGUCAGCAACAUCUGACUGUUAAUUCUUCUCCUGAAGAAAGAAAUGAUAAAAGCAUGGCCAAUGUUGACAACAGAGGAUUAGAGAUGACUCAAAGUAAUCAUCAGAUGGAGCAGGGAAGUUUUUCAUCCAGCUCCCUUCCCAUUCAAGCUCAGAAUACACUCCCAGCUCAAUUAAAUAAUACUGAGAGAGCUCCCAUCUUGGAAGAAAAGGAUGUGUCAGCCUUGAGCUCUUCUCAAAAAACUUUGACAUCCUCUAACAGUACUUCAUGCUAUAGUCAAACUGAUCAGCCUUUCAAAAUUGUAGCAAAGAACAUACCAGCUAACCCUGGGAAUUCAUCCUUUCUUCAGUUUGUGUUGAGCAGCACAAAUAUUUUGAAAGAGAAGAGAGCUGGUGCUGCUGCAGAUAAAAUACUGACAAGUCUCCUUUGUAAUGAAAAACCACUGGUAGAUUUAAUGGGCUCAGAUGGAAGCUUAUUAAAAGAUACUACUGAGAAGAACGUAGAAAGUUUGAAAGGUGAGCAGACAUUUAUAGUUCACACAAACCCUCCUGUAUCAGAAGCAAUGGGGUCUGAUGAAACUAAUUUCCAGAAUGAGGUAGCCCAGAAAAAAGCACCAUUUACUGAAAAUUCAUGUUCUGAACAGAACAAUUGUACUUACUCUGUGGAAGAGCUAACUGCAUGCCUUGGCUUGUGGAGAAAACGUGCUUCAGAACCUGUGAAUGUUCAAAAUAGCCCAUCAAAUGAAAGCCCCACAGCAAAUCCAAUGUCACUGUUACCUUACACUCAAAACACAACAAAUAAUAGAGAGCAAAAUAAUGUUUCAGUUAGUACAAAUGAAGCAGUUUUGCCUUUAACAACUGUUUCUGUAGGACAAAAACAUGAUACAUUGUGUUCCAAUUUGAUAAAAAGUUUUGAACUCCAAGUUGCAGUUGUCUCUCCUUUAGUGCUUUCUAAACAGAGAACACAGAGUGAAGAGACAGACAAAUUUCCAACAUCUACAGAUAUAACCUAUCCAGUGAUUGAAGCAGGAAGCAUAUGUAGCUUGCAAGAAGAAGGGAAAAAUGUUUUAACUGUGGUAGAUACUGAUAAAGGAACAAUAGAAACUGUUCCUUCAUCACCUGAUGACUGUGUUCCAGUACAGAAAGCAGACUUAGAUUUGCAACAGACCAAAUCAGCUGAUGGAAACAGAAUAGUUAAAAACAGUGUGCGUGCAAGUGAUGCAUAUGAUAAAAAACAAAGGCAAGUUGGCAAAUCUGUGCAGGAUGCCAGAGAAAGCCUGCAGCUUGGGUUACCAGAUGAGUCUUCUCUUCCUGAAUUGGAUGUGAAUUCUUCUAGUCAAAUCUUUCAUGAAGGUGUAAGAGACCAUAAAGACAAGCAAGCUACGUUAGAGCCAGGAAGUACUUCCACAGUGGUGUUGGAAGAUGUGUUUCGUAUUUCUAGUGUAUGUUCUCUUGUUGAAGGUGAUGUAUUUUAUAAUCCACAAAUAGCAAGUAUGUUCAGCUCAGCCCCUGUGACAAAUACAUUAAAUAAUGGUAGCUCAUUAGAAGAUAAUAUGUCUGACCCAAAGGAAAAGGAGCAACAGCUGGACUUGUGUAAAGAUGAACUCAAAUUGAGAGACAACGUUCUUCAAGGGAAGGGCUUUCUGCAGACGACACUGGAAGAGUUGUCAGGCUGCAUGAGUAAAGCGGAUAAGAUUUUGGAUGGUAUCAUGAUUAGCAGUUCUGAGAAAGCAAGCAGUGGAAGUUCUCUUAAAACACUUUCUGCCUCAGAACAAAAAAUGUCAGUAAAUGCAUCUUGCAAGCAUCCUGAAAAUGAUUCAGAAAUUCUUGCUAGUAUAAACCAGGAGUUAACUCAAAACUCACAAGGUCCAUCAACUGGUGUAACUGCUGAAAAAAACAUGUUCACUGUUAGAAGAGACAGCAGUACACAAGAUGACACGUCUGGUAAAAAUAGUAUAGAUGAGGAGACAAACCUUUUUGGAGGAGAACCUAUUAGAUGUCUGAACAAUCAGCUGACUGAACUUGUGAAAGAGUUUCCAUAUGGCAUUGAAGGUGCUGAUAUGCUAACAAAAGAUCCAGUACAAAGUGAUUCUGUGGCUGAGUGGACAGAGAAUCAACCUCAAAAAGAGAUUCAAACUUGUAAUAAAAAUUCUGAUCCAGUAGAUCAGAUACAAAUUACACUCUUAAGGUCUGAACAGAUGCAAGAACUGAUUCCUGAACACAACGAGCAUUCCUGUAGUGAAAGCCAUAAAGCGGCAAAUCAACAGGCAGAAAAAGAUUCAAGUGAGAAAAAGAGCCUUGAAAGCAAUAUUCAAUCUGGUCAGAGCCUAUGCAAAGAGAAAGAAAAAACAGAAAAAACCUCAAACCCUGGAAGAGAAAAACAAACUUACUGUUGUUUAAUGGGUUGGUUAUCUGUAGAGUAUGCAAUGCCACAAUGCUCCUGUAAAUCUAGAACAUCUGGUUCAGAGAAAAAUCAUAGUGAUCAUCAAAUUUCAGAAGCUGAAAAUGCUAGCUCUAAAGAGAGAGAAAAAAGCAAUAGUAAAUCUGGUUCCAAAACAAAGAUGAACUGUGCAGUGGGAAACCUGCCGACUGAAAAAUUUCGAAACAGUGUUGGCAGAAAUAAAAAAGGUGUACACAAAUACACCUCUGUAAUGAACAAAGAAGCUAGGACCAAGGUGAAUAAUGAAUGCAAACCACUUGCAAUGCAACAGGAAAAAAUUAAACCACUUAAUUCCUCUGAAAAACAAGUCUCUGAUAAAUUGGAAAGAAGCAGCUGGAAGGAAGAAUUACAAAUCUUUAGAAGAACCCCCUCAUUAGGGAAAGAAUUUGAUUCUGCCAAAAAAGAUUAUCAGAAUGUCUCCAAACAGGAACUGUUGUCAGGAAAAGCUGGUUGUACAGAUGCAGACAAUAUGAUUUUGCCCCAAAAGAACGAGAGAGUUUUCAAGAUGGAGUCCCUUUCAAAAGAUAAAACUGAAAUAGGUGUGGCUGUGAAAACCAAGACAGACAUUCACAAAAUUAAAAACUCAGAAAUUGUUGAAAUUAAGCACUCUGAGGUCUAUCAAGGACAUAAAAAUAAAACCGGUGAAGAAAACUUGGGCGAAGAACAGAACUGUAGGAAACAAAAGGACAUACUUGGAAAAGGAGUAGAAGUUAAUAUCAGAGGGAAGGUAAAAUUAUCAGCAGAAAUAAAACACAAAAAGCUGAAUAGUUAUCGUGCUGAUGCUAUUAAGGUCCCAAAUUUUGGCAACAUAGACUUAAAGUCAAGAAACCACAGAUAUUCUCAGCAUAAAUCUAUAAAAACUCUUCCUUCACAGGAAAGUUCAUACAAACGGAAGCGGAAAGAAAAUAUGAUUGGAAAGAAAGACCCUAAGAAAACAAAGUUGGAAGAUGAAAGACUAAAACAGUCUGAAGCAAAUAAUUCCAAGCAGCUUUUGCAUAAUCACAUGAUAAAUACUGACAAGACUAAAAAAUCAAAUGGAGAAAAUGGCUGGAAACGAAAGAGCUCAUUAACAGAUCACUCUGUCCUUAAACUACAGAAAAAAAGUGGGCGAUCUUCUACCAUCUCUAAAAACUACUUUUCUAACAAAGAGAGACAUCUCGAUGGUCAAAAUAAAGACAAGUCUUCUGAGAAAACAUUUUCUGAUAAAAACCUGCUAUAUUUAAAUAGAAGAAAUAACAGAUUAAAAAUGUACCUUCAAAAGGAACCAAAAAAACACUAUCUGAACAGAGUUGCAUUUAAACGUACUGCCCAGGAAAGCAUAUAUCUGACCAAAUUAGAGACAUCACCUGUCAGACCUGUGUGGCACAUGAAGCCCAAAGUGUCAGAGAAUAGCCCAGAUCAAAAAAGAGAGGCUUCUCUCUCAGAAGAUGAAAAAUCACACAAACUGCAAGUACUUGAAUUUAAACUAUGUCCAGAGAUACUGUUCAGAAAUCCAGCCACUGAUGAAGAAAGCUCAGCUGCAAAGAAUACCCUGGAAAGAGAUAAAUCUGUUGUGGCAGGUGUCAAGAGUAAAAAAGAAGAUUGGUUAAAAUAUGAUCCAGUGAAGCAAAGAAAGCUGGAAGGGACCUCUGCAGUUGAGGACAGUAUUCCACUUGAUACAGCUAUACAAAUCCUGGAAGGAGAUGGUGAGGCUCUUCACAUUCCAAUCAAAGACUCAAAAGAGAUGUUUCAGACUUACAGGAAAAUGUAUCUGGAAAAAAGAUGCAAAAGUCUAGAUAGCAUUCCUGUGUCAUAGGUAUCUCUUGAUAUCACUGGGAAAAAACUGCCAAUACCAAAAAUGUGUUUUUUUCUAUUUGCUUGAUAUUUGUGAAUGAUUGUAAAAAUUAUGUAUAUAUUCUUGAUGUUGGCAGGGUUCUUUUCUCUAUCAAUCAGCCUUGUAUUUGUGAAUGACUGAAAUUUCUCUUAUACGUCCUGUAUUUGUUGCACAAAUAAGGUUUGGUGCUGAAAAUGUCACUGUCAAAUGUAUUAUCCCUUUUUGGCAUAUUUGAAUUUUCUUUUUUAAUACAGGAGUUAGUUGACUCUUAAAAAAAAAAAAAAAGGCACACAAACAAACCUCAAACUCAUUUAAAUUGUGAUAAUCUGUUUCUUUCCUGAUUCUGGAAAACUUCUACUUGUGAUGCUUUCCAUUGCUGGCAGUGGAAAAAUAUUCCUUGUGGAAAGGGAUUGCAGUGGAUUCCCAAGCAUUACGCCUUUUCUGCUUUUCUACUUAUGGUAGUCUGAUUGUCGUACUUCUACCAGGGCUAUUUUUUGUAGAAGCUUUUUUUUUUCUUUUUUUUUAGACUUUAGAAUACAAGAAUAAAACCCUAAAAUUAAACAUAUAGGCCAGGGGAUACCAUGACGUUUUUAUGCUGCUACCUAGUUUUAUUGUGUUUAUUUUUAUAAAGCUUGCAGAAAUUGAACUCUGAUUUCUUCAUCUGAACACAAUGCUGUUGACUGAUGCAUAGCCAAAGAGUUCUCUUCACUCGUUUUUUGUCUCUCUCUCAGCUUUCUUCGCAUUUGAAUGAAAAGUGCAGUUGUUGAGGUCAAGGGAGUCUGAAUUCAGUUUUGUCUAACCUAUGUUGCUCACUUUAACCAGGCUGUAAUUAAUUUCUUUGUUUAUAAACUAUGUUAGCUAAUAUUUGACUAUACAUUCACUGUGACAUAAGAGUUAUAUUUGUUGCUGGAUUUCUUUUAAGUGCCUUUUCAUUAUUGUUCAAAAUUUUGAAUUGAAUCAUAUUUUUUCAGAAUUGUGGUAUUUGACUCUUUUUGUCUGUUUAAACCUUUAUACUGACAGUAAAAACUGUAGAUAUUUCAUUGAGUGAUUUUUAUACCUGAAAUAAAUUUUUGAGGGCUA